Molecule: messenger RNA, 2216 nt
Organism: Puntigrus tetrazona (Sumatra barb)
Lineage: Eukaryota; Metazoa; Chordata; Actinopteri; Cypriniformes; Cyprinidae
Gene: bub1ba
Product: BUB1 mitotic checkpoint serine/threonine kinase Ba
Exons: 15
Coding region: 318-2114 (598 amino acids)
Biological process (GO): mitotic spindle assembly checkpoint signaling; meiotic sister chromatid cohesion, centromeric
Molecular function (GO): protein kinase activity
Source: RefSeq, a predicted model, not a curated record
GCGCGUCACGGUCACGUGGUAACAUUUGAAAUUAAGCCUCGAAUCGCGCAACAACACCGCUGUCAGCGAGCGGCAUAUAGGAAAUAAUAAUCAUAUAAUAAAGCGAACCGCGACGAAACAGUAUAUUUUAUGACUUUCGGAGGUAAAGUCGUGAUUUUUAGAACAUAUUAAAGCAGUACAGGCGCUAAUUCAACAUUUUGACGUAACGAUCAUGAUUAGCAAGUAGCCGUAAAGCUAGCAGAAGACCGUGUUUAUCCAGUAUUUGGAGUACAAACAAGCGUUUUGUGUCGAUUAAAUCACAGGUAACAUCGCUCAGGAUGUCUUUAGAGCUUGAAAAAGUGUCGACUCACAAUUGGAGCGCUGCCGGGGCCCCGUCCCAGAGGACCCAGGUUCAGGAGGAGCAUGCGUCUCAGCCGGAUGGUCACGUUCAGAUCAUGUACCGUAAAGAUCAGGUGUAUCAGGAGGACGCAGAGUUCAGCCUGGAAGAGCUCCGAGCGCAGCACUACUACAGAUCUUUAAACGAACGAGCGUCGCACCUGAAGAAGCUGAAGCAGGACCUGCGGCGUCAGAUUGAAGAGAAGCAGAGUCUCCUGCAGCAGAGAAGCGGAGCGGCGGCCGACGAGGAGCCUGCGGGGUCCUGCGGGUCUGGGCUGGAAGCGCUCAGCAGAAGCCCGGCUCAGAGAGAGGAUCCCCGGGAUCACGGAGACUCAGCCUGCAGACGUUCAGGAAGAGUCCUCUGUCGUUUGGAUGAAAGAGACGCUGAACCUUCCACCGGCUCUGAUCAGAACACGCUCACAAACACACUGUCGUCUUCAUCGAGUCGUGUUUCUCUGAAGCUUCCCUCUUUGAGUCUGAAAGCGGAGCAGGUCUCUGGGAAGGAGAGCCGGAGCUCCUCCGGUGUGAGUAAAGAGGGCUCGGCGUCCGUCUCUCGCUCCGAGGAAGCCAUCGUCAGCGGUCACCUGAACAAGACUCUGUGCCGGAGUCCAGACGACACGCGGGAGUUCGCCCGCGCCGCGCAGCUCGCCUCUACUCCGUUCGCUGGAGUUGAGAGGAUAAAAGCGUCUGGGUCCGGAGUGACGGAGAACCAGAGCCCAGCGGCCCCGGAGUCCUCUCAAACCCCGAGCUCCGAGGAGAACAAACUCAGCCCCAUCCUGGAGAUCAGUCAGGAGUGGUGCGGCGCGUCCUUCUCCACCAAGCAGCUGAAGGGUCCUGAGAUCAGCCGAGCCGGAGCAGUCACAGAACCGGAGGACGUCUGUGGUUUAGGUGUCAGAUCCCGGUUGUUUGAUCAGACAGACAUGACGUCCUUCUCCGACUUCCAGCAGAAAAGCGGCCGUCUUCCGGACUCCAGCGGUGACCUGCGUCUCGACGGAGAGGUGCUGGUUCACUGUGGAGAGAUGGAGACGCUGAAGGACUUCACCCUGUACUUCUCCAGCUCCGCCGCCGUCCUUCUGAAGGUGGACCGGUCCGGAGUGCCGUGGGAUUUCUUCAUCAGCUCUCAGCUCAGGUCUCGUGGCUCUGGUGAAGCGGACGCUGAUGUUCAGGUCUGCUGUGACGUGUUCGAGGACGGCUGCUGGACUCUCUGGAGGCUUCCUCGUGGACACACUCUUCAGGACCUCGUCUCCGAGUCCCGCGCUGGACACGACGUCUCUCUGUUAGUCGUUCUGCUUCUGGAGCUGGUGAAACGCCUUCAUUCCUGUCGAGUGGUUCAUGGAGGCCUGAGGCCGGCAUCGCUGUAUUAUUACGUGAGCGGCAUCACGGCGCUGGACUUCUCAAACUCAGUAGAUCUUCAGCUCCAGACCGACGUCACAGCAGCUCAAGAUCUUCCUUCUGCUCAGAAAUACAUUCAGCAGGGUCUUCUGAUGCCUUCAGCCUCACCUUAUCAGGUGGAUCUGAUCGGCGUCGCUGAAGUCGUUCACAUGCUUCUGUUCAAUCAUCCUCUGAAAGUGAAGCAGGAGAACUCUUCCUGGAGUCUGGAUGAAGGAGCAGGAUCUCAGAGCAGCGUUCCCGUCAAGUCUUUAUGGAGAGACUUCUUCCACAUGAUUCUGAAUCCAGAAGGAAAGUCUUCAGAGCUGCUUUUGUCUGAGCUCAUCAGUACCGUGAAGAACAGCUUAUGAAGCCAAGCUACACUCAUUUAUUGUAAAAUAAUAGUGCAUAUAAAUUGAUGUUAUAUAUGUUGCUUUUUAUACACGUUUAAUAAACCAUUUUUUACAACAUGA